Acanthoscelides obtectus is the source of this 1211-nucleotide messenger RNA. The record is from the annotation of a GenBank genome assembly. NCBI's taxonomy places the organism in Eukaryota, Metazoa, Arthropoda, Insecta, Coleoptera, Chrysomelidae.
UGACUGAUGUCAAAAAAAUUUAAAAUCCGGCUGAUACGGCCUGGAUAGAUUUUGAUGUGAUUUUUUAAAUACCGUACAAUGUGCUUGAUCAUUUCUUAAAGUGAAAUACGGUGAACAUUCCUAAACAUGAUAAACCUAGUUCCAAUCAGACAAUUAUGUUUAAAAUUAAUACCUACAAUUGCUGAAAGGCCACACUUUAUGGUCUCUUGUGUUAGGUCUUCACAAAAGAAGACCUUUUCAACCGAUUCCAAGAAAGUUGAUCUAGAAAAGCGAAGGAAAGAAAUUAUGUCAAAGGGCCUUCCAAAGCAGAAACCUAUUAAUGGGGUGAAACAAAUAGUUGUGGUUGCUUCAGGCAAAGGUGGUGUAGGGAAAAGCACUACAGCAGGUAAUUUUUUACCCAAAAACAGUAUUUAUUAUCACUGCCCCUCUUUCAAUCUACAGUAAAUUUAGCCACAUCUCUAAAACUGAACUAUCCAACAAAGAGUAUUGGGAUACUUGAUACUGAUGUCUUUGGCCCUACUAUACCACUGUUGAUGAAUCUAGAUGACACACCUCUGUUAACAAAGGAAAACCUCAUGAAACCCCUCACAAACUAUGGCAUUCAAUGGUAAGCAUCACAUAAUCUGAUGUUUCUAUGCCUUAUUUCUUUAUAAAAAGACUUUACAGUAUGUCCAUGGGGUUUUUGAUAGAAAAAGGGUCACCAAUUAUUUGGAGGGGCCUCAUGGUGAUGCAGGCUUUGGAGAAACUGAUGAGACAAGUAGAUUGGGGUGAACUUGAUUAUCUUAUUGUUGAUACACCACCUGGUACUGGCGAUACUCUAUUAAGCAUCAUACAGAAUCUUCCCAUAGCAGGUGUGGUUCUUGUGACAACCCCGCAAUCAGCAGCAUUGGAGGUAACCAAAAGAGGUGCAGUUAUGUUCAAAAAACUCAACGUGCCUUUAAUAGGCAUUGUGGAAAAUAUGAAGUAUGUCAAAUGCACGUCUUGUCAAAGCAACAUAAAAGUUUUCGGAGAUGGAACAUCAAAACUAGCUGAAGAGAUUGAGUGUGAUAUUUUGUCAAGUAUACCUUUAGAAGGUUGUAUAUCUGCAAGUGCAGAUGAAGGUAUACCAGUAGUAGUAAGUGGAAGAAAUAAUGAUAUUGAAGAUUGUUAUAAAAGGAUAGGAGACAGUGUAAUUGCAUUCUGUGAGAAAAAUAAAUAAAUUGUCAAUUUGA